This is a messenger RNA of Girardinichthys multiradiatus, 4863 nucleotides long. It is a transcript of the gene p2ry10, whose product is annotated as P2Y receptor family member 10. NCBI's taxonomy places the organism in Eukaryota, Metazoa, Chordata, Actinopteri, Cyprinodontiformes, Goodeidae. Gene Ontology annotation, biological process: positive regulation of Rho protein signal transduction; phospholipase C-activating G protein-coupled receptor signaling pathway. Gene Ontology annotation, cellular component: membrane. The transcript is spliced from 4 exons. Bases 3010 to 4230 code for a protein of 406 amino acids. Gene Ontology annotation, molecular function: G protein-coupled receptor activity. The record is from RefSeq and is a predicted model, not a curated record.
AACUCCUAGAGGAGUUUUCCGCUCUGACUCACCAAGUGACCAGAGGAGCAGAGGAGGGCCCUUAUUUAUUUGAGGACCUUGGCCUCUGUGCUGUGUCACAGGCCAAAUGCUUAUUAUGAUUUGAGCAAUGGUCCAUUGUUUGCCUCUGAAUGAAGGCUCUCUGCCCUAAUCUGGCAUUAGACUGCAGAUCUCCUCAAAGUCUGUUACACGCAACAAAUAUGCUCACAUUCCAAAGUACGGAUGAACGCUCUUGCCUGUUUGCCCCAAAAUCGCGAUCUUACACAAAACGAAGAACUAAACACUUGUGAGUCAGCAGAUCCACCCCCAAAAAUGUGAAUUGCUGGCUUUACAUGCAUUCAUUUGUAGAACACUUUUCUCUAAAUGCUAAAGAGUGUGCACCGUUUUAUUCUGGAUUUCCAGUGGAAUGUAAAACCUUGUCACGACAGAUUGUGCAGUGUAAAAAUAAACAACUUUAUCUCAGAUUUAGAGAGCCUUGCAAACCUCUUGCAAACCCUUCCACAUUUUGCCACAUCUCACCCUAAAACCUCAGUAGAUCAGAUCAGGGAUAAAGUUGUGGUUAAGUUUAAAGAUGUUUUUCCCAAGCUUUCGACACAACUAUUAGUCACACAGUCCAAAAAUCUGUCCUUCAUGAAAGAGUGGCAGGAAGAAAGCCAUUGUUGAAAGAAAAACUAUAAGCAUUCCUAUUGGCACUUUGUCACAAGCCUUGUAGAUCCAGCAAACAUCUGGAAUGAUGUGCAGUGGUCAUUGAAAAAAAUGCACUUUUGGUGUACAUGAAAUAUAUUAUGUAAUGUCAGCAUCAUGGUCUGGGGAUGAUUUUCUUUACAAGGAACAGGGAUGUUAAUCAGACCCAAUAAUAUGGAUGGAACUAAAUACAGGGCAAUCCUGGAAUAGAACCAGUUAGAGGAUGUAAAAGACUUGGUACUGGCUCAGAGGUUCACUGCCCGGCAGGACAAAAACUCUAGAAAGAGACACUGCAAUGGAAAGAUCAAAGCAUAUUCAUGUGAUAGAGUAGCCCAGUCAAAGUCCAGAUCUAAAAUCCAACUAAGAAUCUUUUGCAAGACGUGAUUGGUCAGUCAUGUGUUUACUCAGGGGACAUACGUAAAUGCAAUGUAAAACACAAACCAUGUUUCUUUUUUCUUCCGUUUCACAAUUAUGCAUUACUUUGUGCUGGUCAUAAAUUACAUUGAAAGUUCUGGUGGCAACAACACAAAAUUAGAACCAAAGUUUAAAUACAAGGGAUUGUAGUGGUUUUUCGGCUUUAGAAAAUCUAAAGCCGAAAAGUUGUCCAGCUUGUAACACCUCCAAGGGCUAGUUGCUCUAAACGUUCUUCAGUGUAUCAACAAACAGUGAAGUACAAAGAAAAGUGGUGAUACUAGCUAUGUAGAUCUGUCCAUUUGCUACAUUUGUACUGCUUCUAAGUAGCCUUCAGGUCACCAAUCAUUUACCAGUGCUUACUGUUUGAAAAAAAAUGUGCAGCUGUUCAGGCUUCUGACAGUUGUGCUAAGAGACAGCAGUAACUGUGAGCUGCCUGUUUAGUCUUUUGAGCAAUCAAGAGAUGGAGAUCCUUCCCCUUACUGCUAAUCCUUUAGACAUGAAUAUCUUCUGCAAUGGUAUGUUAACUGAGUAAAAAGAUCUGUUAACACUGACAGGAACCUCCAGCAUGUGUAUGUGAUGGGAUCAUGUAUUUUCAAUCGCAGAGGCAAAUGCUUUGUGGGUUCCAGGGUCAAGAGUGGCAUUGAGGUAGAUGGCAGCACAGGAGUGGAUAGAAGGUCAGGAAAUAUAAGGAACAGGAGUGUUGAAGCAUACAAGAAAACCCUUUUAUCCCCUGUGAGGUUAAUGGGAAGAAUUUAUUUUUGCAACAGAAAGCAAUCAACUGGUUGCUCUCCGUGUAUUUGUGCUAAAGGGUGGCCUAGUCUGACAUCUAGUGGCUAGAAGACAGAACACACGAGUCUUGUUUUAAACGUCACACUAACACCAUUCUGACCUUAAAGAGCAGCAUGUCUGGUAUCAGUAUCAGAUGUUGGUUAGAGAUUUGUCUUUCUAGGUUUUAGGAAUUCUUGACCUGCACAUGAUGAAAUAAAGUAUCUUCCCCACGUUUGUACAUUAAAAAAAGCCACAUAGAUGCCUGCGAGAACCUGGAAACUUUAAGCUUCUCUCUGUGUCACCCUCCAUUUGGAAAAAUAACAGAAAGCUUACAGUAUUUAAAUAUUUGCUGAGCUCUUUCAAAAAAGGGAAGUGGUGUUCUAACUGCGGAAGCUCAUGAGCAUUUUUGUAACCACACUAAUCCAAAGUCAACAUUAAUAUUAUUUUACAACAGAGCAGUGUGCAUACAUUCUACAGCUCAGAGCGUUACACAGAGUAAGACUGAACUUGUAGGUCUGGUUUGACACCUGUUGAAGAGAUCUUGACAAUUAUAGAAGAAAACCUUUUUGUUUGUGCUCAGUUUAUCUUAGGUGUUUUUUAACCGCACGUGCAUGUUUCUGUGUCAGUCUUCAAUAUUUGCUCAGUUGCUAUGGAGCCAGUAACGUAUCAAACGGUUGAAAAAUACCACGUCAGACAUAGAAGGCAGAGCUUCCCCUUCCCCUUAUGAUUGUGCUUCUGAAACCACGAGUCAAGCCUCCAACAGCUCACAGCAGAUGCCAUCACUUUGUGCAGUUACACAGGCAAACCACAUCAGUAAGUGGGAUUUGCUGACCUCACAGGCCCAACGGACAGGUUUCUUCGUCUCGUACAAAAGUGCACAUGAAAGAGGAAGAAGAGGGAGGGUCUGUGUUUGCUACUGUGUGCAGCUCAAGGAGAAGUGAUGAGUGCGUAUUUGUGAAGCUCUUGGAGCAUGUGGAUGCUGGCACUCUGUCUCAGGUUCUGGACUAUCCUUGCUUUGCCCGCUGAUGAUUUAAGGGAAAAACGCUGCAACACAAGUUGUGGCAAUGAGUGACAACGUGAACUGAAGGAAGCCCCCAGCAUCUGUGUUUUCGUGAGAAAAAAACAAUGCCUAUAAAGUGGACUGGAUCAACAGAGGGGUUCUCAACGAACCUCUCCUCCUCUUCAUGUGGCCAUAAUUUAACCACCUGGAACCAAACUAUGGACAAGAUGUACACCUACUUCUACCUGCUGCUCUUCAUCCCGGGGCUGCUUCUCAACACCACUGCUCUCUGGGUCCUCUGCAAACACUUCAGUAAGAAGACCAAGGCGGUGAUCUUCAUGAUAAACCUGGCUUUGGCAGACCUGGUCCACAUCCUCUCUCUGCCCCUCAGAAUCUAUUAUUACUUCACACACACGUGGCCCUUCGGACAAAGCCUCUGUUUGCUCUGCUUCUAUCUAAAAUACUUCAACAUGUACGCUGCAAUUGUAUUCCUGGUGUGCAUCAGCGUGCAGAGAUACGUGUUCCUCCUAAACCCAUUCACUGCCCGUCGAUGGAGGCGUCGCUACGACCUGCUAAUUAGUAUAGGAGUGUGGGUGUGUGUCGGUGUCGCUUGCUCACCUUUUAUUCUGAUGCGGAGCAGUGGAAGCAGCAACAACACAUCAAGCAUCACCUCCAUGCCCAACCCUCUAAACAGCGGGUCAGACCCCAGUUCCAACUCAAGAAAAGCAAGUUGUUUUAAAGACUUGCCCAUUCGUAAGGUCUCUGUCCCUCUGGCUGUAACCAUGAUGAGUGUGUGUGAGCUAUUUGGAUUUGUGAUUCCUCUGAUCUGCAUCAUUUACUGCUCCAUCCGCAUAGUAUGGUCCCUUAACCACAGGCAGACCCUGGAUCAGCAAAACUCCACCGCUCCCAGCUCCUCAGCACGUAGCAGACUCCAGUCCAUCACUUCCAAUAGUCAGACAGAUAGAAACCAUGAAAAGGAUGUAAACAGCGAGAAGCGGCGUGCUCUGCGGAUGGUACUGAGUUGCUCUGCUCUCUUUCUGCUCUGCUUUGCCCCGUACCACAUCAACUUCCUGCUUUACCUGAUGGUUUCGCAGAAUUUUGUCCUACACUGUUCCACCAGGCUUGCUGUCAAACAGUUUCACCCAGUAUCUCUGUGCUUGGCAAGCAUGAGCUGCUGCCUCAAUCCACUUCUUUAUUACUUUCUUAAUGCCGAAUUCAGAAUGCACCUCAGGCGCACCUCCUCCUUCUCCUCCUCAUUCCUCUCCUCUCCAAUUAACUCCCCGAAACAGUGUCCCGCACAAACCAGACUACUGAGGAUGGAGAGCACCUGUUCUGACAGAGAAUAACAGUACUGAGAGAAGAUGCCAAAGUGCCUUCUAAAAGUAUUUAUACUGCCUCUUGAACUUUUCUCAUUUUUUUUACUUAGCAGUCACAAACCUAAUUGUCUUUUGCUGUUAUUUUGAGAAAAAGAAGUGCAUAAUUGUAAACUGGAAAAAAAUCAUAUGGCUAUGGUUUUUAAAAUGUAACCACACAAAUCUGUAAAGGGUUGUAUUUGCUAGUAUUCAGUGUCCUUGAGUCAAUAAUUUUGUUGAACUCCAUUUAGGUCCAGUUACAGCCACCUAUCUAUUGUGGAUGACGAAAGCACAUUUUUGCCCAUCCUUUUUGCUGCAUAUUUGCGUGAAUGCUGUAGGCACUACAGUGUCCCUGUUUCUCUUUAUUCUUCAUAAUUCUAGUUGCUUCUGUAUGUUUUUGGCCUUUAAAUACCACUGCAUACUUUGUGCAAUUUUAACCAUUCAGCUUUUACAAUAUCCCAUUCAGCUAUUACUGUAUAAUUCAUACCUUUGUAAUAUCUUUUACCAGUCAGUCAUUUUCUAUACCGCUUCUUCCAUAGUGGGUUGUGGGGAAGCUGGUGCCUAUCUGCAGCAGUUUAUGGGUGGGAGGCGGGGGAAAAUAACCUGGACAGGUCGCCAGUCCAUCGC